This is a messenger RNA of Ambispora leptoticha, 1257 nucleotides long. The record is from the annotation of a GenBank genome assembly. NCBI's taxonomy places the organism in Eukaryota, Fungi, Glomeromycota, Glomeromycetes, Archaeosporales, Ambisporaceae.
AUGUCAGAAGUUGAGCAAAUCGUGUUUAACCCCGAACUUUCACAGACUAAUAAGCAAAUAGAAGAAACUACUAAUGCUACAACAACAGAAGAGGGAAACGCAAGAUAUUUCACAACUGGUGUUGAGGAACUAUCCGUUUCUGGUACCUCUAGUACCACGACAACUUCUCGAGGAGUGGUAACAGAAGACAGAAGCGCCACUACUUCUACAACUGAUCCAAAAAAACGACAAGUUCCACACCCAGAGAAAUCCUUUGCAUUGCAAAUAAAUUCGUUUGGCGAGGCGUCAGUGUUCACUUGGCGUGAAAUAGCCACUCCGAAAAUUGUUGGACCACAUGAUGUCAUUGUUAAAGUUGUGAACACAUCAGUUAAUCCGAUCGAUUGGAAAGUGAGAAAAGGAUUUAUGCAGGUUUUGGAGAAACCGACCUUUCCGCAUACUCUAGGCAGAGAUUUUUCUGGUACUAUCGUAGCUAAGGGAACCAGUGUAAAUCGAUUCUUCCUCAAAGAUAAAGUUUUCGGAGUAGUGCCUCAUGGAGCAUAUGCGCAGUAUAUUCGCGUCAACACAGAAAAAGACAUUAUCGAAAAAAAACCAGUCUCAAUCACGCAUGAAGAAGCAGCUGGUGCCCCGCUUGCAUCACUAGCUGCAUGGCAUUCCCUGGUUGAACUUGGUAAUCUGCCACACGGUGAGAAAGCAGCAGGCAACCCCAAAGUAUUAAUCAUUGGUGCGUCAGGAGGUGUUGGUACCUUUGCAGUUCAACUAGCAAAAAGAGCCAAUCGAGCAAGUGUGACAGCAGUCUGUUCAGGAAAAAAUGCAGAAUUAGUUACACGACUUGGCGCCGAUCGUGUAAUCGAUUAUAAACAACUCAAUUACGUUGAAGUAUUAAAAAGCGAACAAGAUUUUGACCUAGUCAUUGAUACAAUCGGCGAACAAGGAAAUUACGACAAGGCCAGCACACUUUUGAAAAAGAAUGGUAUCUAUGCAGCGGUCGCUACCGAAAUCAACGAGCAGAAAUUGACGAUUGGUGAUCUCGCGAAAUUCGGUGCUACAGUUGUCGGCAGAAAAAUCUUUGGCUCACGAACGUAUAAACCGUUGCUUGAUAUUGAUCGAAAAGAUUUCCCGAAAGUUAUUCCGUAUUUGGAACGUAGGGAAGUUAUAACGGUUAUUGGUGAACGGUUCUCACUUCAGGAUGGGUCGAAGGCACAUGAGUUAAGUCAGUCGUUGCAUGCUAGUGGAAAGAUUAUUCUAAAAGUUUCAUAG